AUGAGCGCGCUGCUGGAGACUUCAUUGGGGGACAUCGUCAUUGACCUGCUGGUCGACGAGUCACCCAAGGCCUGUGAAAAUUUUCUGAAGCUCUGCAAGGUCAAAUACUACAACUUCUCGCCCAUCCACAGCGUUCAGAAGAACUUCUCCUUCCAAUCGGGCGACCCCCUAGGCCCAGAUGCCCCCGACAGCGAUGGCGGAUCUUCCAUCUGGGGUGUGCUGGACGGUCCAGCCAAGAGAACCUUUCCAGUCGAGCUCCCCCCGAAAAUGAAACACACCGAACGCGGCACCGUCAGCCUGGCGACCGUUCCAGCAAUGAACGAUCCAGAUCAGCGACUAGCGGGGAGCCAGUUUCUGAUUACGCUGGGAGACAAUCUCGAUUAUCUGGAUGGGAAGGCGGCCAUUUUCGGCAAGGUCGUAGAGGGAUUCGACGUGCUGGAAAAGAUCAAUGACUCCUUCAUCGACGACCGGGGCCGGCCAUUGAAAGAUAUCCGGAUUCGCCACACUGUUGUGCUCGACGAUCCGUUCGAUGACCCGUCAGGCCUGGUGGAACCGCCCGAGAGCCCCGUGCCAUCCAAGGCCCAGCUGGCCACGGUGAGGAUCGCAGACGACGAGGAUUUGGACGAUGACAUGGAUGAGGAUGCGAUGGAGAAAUUGCGCCGAGAGCGUGAAGCCCGCGCGCAGGCGCUGACCUUGGAAAUGGUGGGAGAUCUUCCCUUCGCUGAGGUCAAGCCCCCGGAGAAUAUCCUUUUCGUAUGCAAGUUAAACCCAGUCACACAAGGUAUGUCGUUUCCCCUGCCCUGCCAGUUGCGGUUUCCUAAUUACAAUUCUAUAGAUGAGGAUCUCCAUCUCAUCUUCAGCCGCUUUGGGCAAAUCCUGUCUUGCGAGGUCAUCCGGGACAAGCGCACCGGUGAUAGCUUACAGUAUGCCUUCAUUGAGUUUGAGAACCAGAAGGACUGUGAACAAGCCUACUUCAAGAUGCAAGGAGUCCUCAUUGAUGACCAUCGGAUACAUGUGGACUUCUCACAGAGUGUACGUCUCCCCUCUCUCUAUCUCCUUAAAAGGAUUAUGCUCACACCCCGAUCAGGUUUCCAAACUAUCCGAAAGCUGGCGAAAUGCUACCGUCACGAAGCGCCGACAACGAGGCGGUUUCGGAGGUGUGGCCGACCUAGAAAAGAAACGGCAAUACAGGGCGUUCGAUGA
Messenger RNA from Penicillium lagena, 1203 nucleotides. RefSeq names its product PPIL4 family peptidylprolyl isomerase. The transcript is spliced from 2 exons. Lineage: Eukaryota; Fungi; Ascomycota; Eurotiomycetes; Eurotiales; Aspergillaceae. Gene Ontology annotation, cellular component: nucleus. Gene Ontology annotation, molecular function: peptidyl-prolyl cis-trans isomerase activity; RNA binding. The coding region runs from base 1 to 1203 and encodes 400 amino acids. The record is from RefSeq and is a predicted model, not a curated record. Gene Ontology annotation, biological process: protein peptidyl-prolyl isomerization.